Molecule: messenger RNA, 2346 nt
Organism: Arabidopsis arenosa
Lineage: Eukaryota; Viridiplantae; Streptophyta; Magnoliopsida; Brassicales; Brassicaceae
Source: the annotation of a GenBank genome assembly
ACAUUGAAAAAACUUGUCUAUGGUGGUGGUUGUUACGCCGAUUGAGUAGAUGAAGUUCACCGGAAAAUCAAAUUCGACGGCUACAUUACCUGCAACUGUCCCAAAUCUUAGGGCUAGUAAUAUACGGAGAGCGCGAAAACCGAGCUUCAGUCGUCAGCGAAGAUCCGGCGUCUCUGUCAGGAGGCUAAGCAGGCCGGAGACUCCUAUAUUGAAAUCGAAGGUGGAGGAUCAUAACAGUGAGCGAUGCGUCGCGGUUGAAGAUGAUGAUUACGAGGAAGAUGAUUGUAAUAAGAUGCGUUGCCAGGAACGAAGGAGAAGUGUACCGCCGGAUACUGUAAGGAAACUUGCGGCCGGAGUGUGGCGAUUGCGAGUCCCGGAUGACGUUUCUAGCGGCCGAGAUAAGAGGAGCAAGGAUCGGUUAGGGUUUCAGGAAACUGCUGGUCCUGCUGGACACUUGGGUCCUCUGUUUUAUUAUCACCAUAAUGACAAACAUUCUUCUGGCUUUCAAAGCAACAAUUCAAGAAACAAGCAUAGUGGAUUCUUGUGUAAGCAUGAGCCUUCAAUUCCAUCUCCUCACUGCGCGAUGGAGGGGGCAACAAAAUGGGAUCCCGUCUGCUUGGAUACAAGGGAUGAAGUACACCAAAUCUAUAGCAACGUGAAGUGGAAUAAUCAACAAGUGAAUGCUUCAUUAGGUUCUUCUAUUGAGUUGAAACUCCAGGAAGCUCGUGCUUGCAUUAAGGAUCUUGAGAGUGAGAAGCGAUCUCAGAAAAAGAAGCUUGAGCAGUUCCUGAAGAAAGUUAGCGAGGAGAGGGCAGCUUGGCGGAGCAGGGAGCAUGAGAAGGUCCGAGCAAUUAUUGAUGACAUGAAAGCUGACAUGAACCAGGAAAAGAAGACUCGUCAGAGAUUAGAAAUCGUCAAUCUAAAAUUAGUCAAUGAGCUUGCAGAUUCAAAGUUAGCAGUAAAGCGUUACAUGCAUGAUUACCAACAGGAAAGGAAGGCAAGAGAAUUGGUCGAAGAAGUUUGUGAUGAACUCGCAAAGGAAAUAGAAGAAGAUAAAGCUGAGAUUGAAGCAUUGAAGAGUGAAUCCAUGAAUCUCAGAGAGGAAGUAGACGAUGAAAGAAGAAUGCUGCAGAUGGCUGAGGUUUGGCGUGAGGAACGUGUCCAGAUGAAGCUUAUUGAUGCCAAAGUAACACUCGAGGACAAGUAUUCACAAAUGAACAAACUUGUACGAGAUUUGGAAGCCUUCCUCGAUUCAAGAAAUACUACAGGUGUGAAAGAGGUGAGAGUUGCAAAAUUGUUAAGAGAAACUGCUGCAUCAGUUGAUAAUAUCCAAGAAGUCAAGGAAUUUACGUAUGAACCUGCAAAGCCGGACGAUAUCCUCAUGUUGUUUGAAGAAAUGAACUUGGGUGAAGCCCAGGAUAGAGAAACCGAGCAAUAUGUUGCCUACAGUCCGGUCAGCCACGCUUCAAAAGCUCAUACGGUAAGUCCAGAUGUCAAUUUGAUUAACAAAGAGAGACACUCGAAUGCUUUCACUGAUCAGAAUGGUGAAUUUGAAGAAGAUGACAGUGGCUGGGAAACUGUGAGCCGUUCUGAAGAACACGGAUCCAGUUACUCUCCAGAUGAGAGCAUCCCUGGUAUUAGCAACACCCAUCACCGUAACAGCAAUGUAUCAAUGAAUGAAACAGAGUAUCAAAAGACUCUAUUGAGAGAAAUAAAAGAAGUGUGCUCGGUUCCAAGACGACAAUCCAAAAAGUUAUCGUCAAUGGCAAAGCUCUGGAGUUCAUUAGAAGGUAUGAAUGGAAGGGUUUCAAACGGGAGAAAAUCAACUGUGGGGAUGGUUUCACCAGAGACAGGCUCAAAGAAAGGAGGAUUCAGCACGUUGGACUUGGUUGGGCAAUGGAGCUCAUCACCAGACUCGGCUAAUGCUAAUGUAAAUCGAGGAGGGAUGAAAGGGUGCAUAGAGUGGCCAAGAGGUGCACAUAAGAACAGCUUGAAGACAAAGCUCAUAGAAGCACAAAUCGAGAGCCAAAAGGUUCAGCUGAAGCAUGUCCUUGAGCAUAAGAUCUAGGCCACAACAAACUCGAAAACUACCUGUCCUAGGUCAAACUAGUCUUUAUGGCUGAGCAGAAGAACCGGAUUUUUAUCCGGUCCUCUUGCUACAGCCAUUUGUCGCGUGAUUUAGCCGUGGUCGCCAAUCAAAAUGGUAUACUGUCACUAGCUAAAAGCAAGAUGAUCUUUGUAUUUGAUUACUGUCAUAGGUUGGCUGGGUUAGCUUCCCAACCUCAUGUUGGUUGCUAGGAACAGACGCCCGAUGGUGUUUUUCUUUAAUGAAUUUUGUUCCUCUUU